AUGCGAUCUGGAGAAUCAAUAAUUCUACAUCGAUCAAGGAAACUUUUCCAACAAUUUCUGGUUGAUGCAUACACUAUGAUUGAGUUUGAACGACUUAAUUUCAUUCGAUAUAACCAGAGUCAUCUGAGAGCUGAGUUGUACAAAAAUAUAAAACAUUCAUUAGAUAGCGGUGAAGAUGCAGCACUGAGCACUGGAAAACGUAUCAUUAUACCUUCUUCAUUCACAGGCGGACCUAGAUAUAUGGUUGAAAAUUGUAAAGAUACUUUCACAAUUUGCCGUUGGGCUGGAUAUCCUCAUCUUUUUAUAACAAUUACCUGCAAUCCUAAGUGGCCAGAAAUUACACGAUUUGUUAGGGCCAGACAGCUGAACCCUGAAGAUCGGCCUGAUAUUCUAUGCAGAGUCUUCAAGUUCAAAUUGGACCAGUUGCUACAUGAUUUAAAAAAGGAAAAUAUUCUUGGCAGAGUCAUUGCAUAUGUUUGUACAAUCGAAUUCCAAAAGCGCGGACUACCUCAUGCUCAUAUUCUUCUAUUCUUGAACCCUUCAAGCAAAGCUGAAAGUGCUCUUGAUAUUGAUAAAUUGAUUUCAGCGGAGAUAUCUGACAAGGAAAUGAAUCUUACGCUAUUUAUGGCUGUCACGAGUUACAUGAUACAUGGUCCAUGUGGUCCUGAAAAUUACAAAUCUCCUUGCAUGAAGGACGGACGGUGUUCAAAAAAAUUUCCAAAAAACUUCUGCUCCCGUACUUUGAUUGACGAUGAUGGAUUUCCUCAUUAUAAGAGAAGAAAUGAUGGGAGAGUUGUGAACAAAAAUGGUGUUGUACUUGAUAAUCGUUAUGUUGUGCCCUAUAAUGCACACCUUCUUUUAAAGUACCAGGCUCAUAUCAACGUUGAAUAUACUUGCCAGAGAAGUACCAUUAAAUAUCUUUUUAAAUACAUCCACAAAGGGAAUGACAGAGUUACAGCUGCCAUAAAUCAUUCGGACGAUGAAAUAAAAAUGUUUUAUGACUGCAGGUAUGUCUCCGCAUGUGAAGCAGCUUGGAGAAUAUUUGGAUUUGACAUUCAUUCGAGAUAUCCCCCUGUUCAGAGAUUGCCAUUUCACUUGCCUAAUGAAAAGAACAUUAUUUUCAGUGAUAAUGAUUCGUUGUAUGAUGUAAAGACAAGGGCGGAGUCUAGACUGUCAAUUUUUGAGUCUUGGAUGGAUGCAAAUAAAAAAUAUCCAGAAGGUAGGCAUCUAACUUAUGGAGAGUACCCGACUGAAUUUGUUUUCAAAGAAAAAACGCAUGAAUGGAAUCCGAGAAAAAAAGGAUUUUCCAUUGGAAAGAUAAAUCAUUUUUCUGCCAAUAAUGGAGAAGAUUCAUAUCUUCGCACCUUGCUUAAUUUUCAAAGAGGUUGCACCAGUUAUGAAGAUCUUAGAACGAUCAAUGGCGUGGUUUUUCCUACAUUUAAGGAUGCGUGCUAUUCUUUAGGACUUCUGGAUGAUGACAAUGAGUACAUUGAUGCAAUUAAGGAGGAAAGUUCCUGGGGAUCUGCUGCUUAUCUUAGAUAUGCAAUUCUUACAGAAGAGUCUAUAAAAAACAUAACUCUUGAAGAAAUUGAUAAGGUACUGCAGAGCAAUGGGAAAUGCCUCUCUGUUUAUCCGUCAAUGCCACGCAUCAAUAGUGAAACUUUGCUUGAUAUGCAAAAUCAAUUAGUGUUGGAUGAAUUAAUGUAUGACAGAUUUGCUUUGGAAGAGGAGCAUAAAAGACUAAUUAAUUCCCUCACUGAUGAGCAGAAAGCUGUUUAUGAUAAAAUUGUUUCAGCAGUUACGCCAGGUAAUAGAGGGUUAUUUUUCCUAUACGGGUUCGGUGGUACAGGAAAAACAUUUAUUUGGAUUACUCUUUCAGCAUCUAUUAGAUCAAAAGCUGGAAUCGUACUUAAUGUUGCUUCUAGCGGAAUUGCUUCCCUUCUGCUUCCUGGAGGACGAACAUCGCAUUCUAGAUUUCGUAUUCCUAUUCAAAUCAAUGAAGAUUCAACGUGUAAUAUAAGGCUGAAAUCUACUAUAGCGGAGUUGCUGUCAAAAACAAAGUUAAUCAUUUGGGAUGAAGCUCCAAUGGUACAUAGAUUUUGCUUUGAGGCUCUGGAUAGGACACUGAGAGAUGUUCUUAGAAUUUCUGAUGCUGUGUUGAUAUGCCAUUUGGUGGAAAAGUUGUUGUUCAAGAAGGUGACUUUCGGCAAAUAUUACCUGUCAAAAUAA
This is a messenger RNA of Gastrolobium bilobum, 2229 nucleotides long. RefSeq lists its product as uncharacterized. Gene Ontology annotation, molecular function: DNA helicase activity. The record is from RefSeq and is a predicted model, not a curated record. The transcript has 4 exons. Bases 1 to 2229 code for a protein of 742 amino acids. Lineage: Eukaryota; Viridiplantae; Streptophyta; Magnoliopsida; Fabales; Fabaceae. Gene Ontology annotation, biological process: DNA repair; telomere maintenance.